Molecule: messenger RNA, 1413 nt
Organism: Klebsormidium nitens
Lineage: Eukaryota; Viridiplantae; Streptophyta; Klebsormidiophyceae; Klebsormidiales; Klebsormidiaceae
Source: the annotation of a GenBank genome assembly
CUCAAUCUGAUUCAGCCUAGGCUGAAAUUCAGGCCAGUCUUUGCGAAAACCAGCAGCAAGGAAGCCGCAAGCGGCUCUUCUUUGUUCUUUGUUUGCUGUCACAAGGAGCUGUGGAUCUGGCUUUUCUCCCUCUCCUUCUCCAGAAGAUUGCUGUUUAUCCCUUUGCAUGGUAAUAUGCCGUCCACGUGCAGCUAAGUUGGAAGGCAGAGCUUUGACUGAGGCCCAAAGGCAUUUGUAUCCAAUAAAGCAGGAUGCCUCGGGCCAGGCCUCCUUUAGCUGAUAAGAGCACCAACGAACCGGAUGGCCGUCAAGAUGCCUCUAAUGCAGGAUACAAGCGGCUUGUUCGGAGCCUCAAAGACUUUCUGGAAGAAAUUGACCAUGAGGUUGAGGAGCGGUGCGCAAAGAUCAUGGACAUGGAACAGACCGCGAUCCAGGAGCUGCGGGAGCGGCUGACUGCGCUAGUUAUGGGCCUGCCAAGCAAGACCCGGAGCAUGGCGCUGGUUGCAUUCCGGGAGCAAAGUGCCGAGCCUGCAGUAACAAUGGGGCAGGUCAAUGCGCGGAUGCCGACUGGGGGCUCAGUAGCUGCAACUCCAGAGCCACAGAGUAAAGGCGGGCACGGCCAAGGGACUGCAGCACCAAUUGCUGACAUGCCGUCUGUAGGCAGGACAACCAGAAAACGGGCGCGCGAGCUGGCUGCCGGAGCAGUUGAGCAACCAGUUCCGGAAACAGGGGGACGAACGCUGCGGCCGCGGCAAUCUAACAGUCAAGCCCUGGCGACUCCAGUGAGCUCUCACAUCCGUGGAAGCAGCAGCACUGCCGCCACGCCCGCAACCGUGCGGCUUCCCCGGCCCAACGAAGCCGUCUUCUCCUUCAACGGGUCCCCCAUCGGCAGCUUCCAAGACGGUCUGCUCACUCCGUUGGCGUUCCGGCCUCAGCCUCAUGCCACCCCAAUGUUGACCGGAAUCAGCAGACCUCGCGGCCGGGGACAGUCGGAAGAGCCGGGGGCAGACUUGGCCAUCAGCAUAGACUUAGGGGGCGGGCGGGCGUUACAAAUCAAGAGCGCCCAGGAUUUAGACGCGCUGGACUCGGAUCUGAAACGGCUUGCAUACGAACAAGUGGAAGCUAUGAACGCGUUUACUGCAAAGCUGACAGCGAGGGUUUAGGCUGCUGGCGACCCGCGGAAACGGUCUAUGCAGCUGCAUAGGGUCGCAACAAUUAGCCACCAGAUGAGCCGUUUGAUCUAGGAAGUCGCAUUGGGUGUAGCGACCUGGCAGGGAGUAGCGGCUGAGUAACGUUCUCGGGCGAUCAUGCUAUUGGUCGUCUGUUGACGACGUUGUUCCAAGUUCACUAGUCACUUAAGGGCUUGUAAAAUGAAGGAUUCCGUCGUAAUUUUGGUAGCCUUUCCAUAUCCGC